UUUCUUAACCGUCACAGCUCGUUACUGUCAUAUCUGGCAUUGUAUAUAAGCAUACUUGUUUAUAUAAUUGUUUAUAUAAUACAAUUUAACGAUAUUUAUAGGAAAAAUUUACUUUAAAUGCUAAGAAACUUUAUUACUGUAGCAGUAAUAAAUUUAACUCACUUUAUUAUAUUUAAAGCAUAGGAUCAAAAUAUGUAUUUCAGAAAUCUUGCGCCUUUAUUGAGAAGAAAUCCGAUUCUUAUGGGAAGAAUGUGUCAUCAAAGGUUUUUGAAGCAAAGUUCUGAACCACCAGCUGAAAAAAAGGAUGAACCAAUCAAAUUUUCAACAAGUAAAGCUGGCCAAUGGAAAGCAAGGUAUACCUCAGCUGGGGAAGAUUAUGAUGAUACCCCAAGAAUCCAAGGACUGGUUAUAGUCGUAAGUUUAGCUGCGUUUAUGAUUCAUUUCUGCAUUUUAAGGGAAGAAAAUGAUUUAGAUGACUUCUUGAGAUAUGCAGAGUCAAAUGUGCCCCUAGCCCUCCAAGAAGCUCAAUUGCAAAUUGAAAUUGAGCAGCAUAAGCAAAAGCAUGCUGAUUACACUGAAUUGCAAGAUAAAUUGCUGCAAGUACGUAAAAUGAAAAAAGAACUUAAACAAACAAUGAAUGUUCAAUAAAUUGUUUUAUUUUGAAAUAUUUAUGUAUGAUGUAUAUUUUAUUUGUAAAUAGUUUAAGUAAUAAAUUAGAUAUAAAUCAA
Molecule: messenger RNA, 728 nt
Organism: Parasteatoda tepidariorum (common house spider)
Lineage: Eukaryota; Metazoa; Arthropoda; Arachnida; Araneae; Theridiidae
Source: RefSeq, a predicted model, not a curated record